Molecule: messenger RNA, 3299 nt
Organism: Cavia porcellus (domestic guinea pig)
Lineage: Eukaryota; Metazoa; Chordata; Mammalia; Rodentia; Caviidae
Gene: Bcdin3d
Product: BCDIN3 domain containing RNA methyltransferase
Exons: 2
Coding region: 44-922 (292 amino acids)
Biological process (GO): negative regulation of pre-miRNA processing
Cellular component (GO): cytoplasm
Molecular function (GO): O-methyltransferase activity; RNA methyltransferase activity
Source: RefSeq, a predicted model, not a curated record
CAGCUUCCGCUUCCGCCUGGAACCAGAGGAGGGACUCAAGCUAAUGGCGUCGGGGGCGAAACUGGCUGAAGGGGGCGGUGAGGAGGCCAAGGCAGAGGAGGAUCGAAGAGUUCUGGAACCUGGGGCUGCUCCGUUCGGAAAUUUCCCUUAUUAUUCCCACUUUUACCCUCCGGAACAGCGGCUCCGCCUCCUGCCCCCGGAGCUGCUUCGACGGCUUUUCCCUCUCGAUGGUCCUGAGACGAGGCCGAUCUUGGGGCUCGACGUGGGGUGUAACUCCGGGGAUCUGAGUGUGGCUCUAUACAAACACUUCCUUUCCCUAGAUGACGGGGAGACCUGCUCAGAUGCCUCCAGAGAACUGCGUUUCCUCUGCUGUGACAUAGAUCCAGUCCUGGUGGAACGAGCUGAAAAAGAAUGUCCUUUUCCUGAUGCCUUGACCUUUAUCACCCUGGACUUCAUGAAUCAAAGGACCCGGAAGGUUCUCUUGAGCUCUUUCUUAAGCCAAUUUGGAUGUUUAGUUUUUGACAUUGGUUUCUGCAUGUCAGUAACUAUGUGGAUUCAUCUGAAUCAUGGGGACCAAGGCUUGUGGGAAUUCUUAGCCCAUCUUUCCUCUCUCUGCCGCUACCUCCUUGUGGAGCCUCAGCCUUGGAAGUGUUACCGGGCAGCUGCAAGACGUCUCCGAAAGCUGGGACUCCAUGAUUUUGACCACUUCCGCUCACUUGCCAUCCGAGGUGACAUGGCCAAUCAGAUUGUACAGAUCUUGACCCAGGAUCAUGGCAUGGAAUUAGUAUGCUGCUUUGGCAAUACUAGUUGGGACCGAAGCCUCCUGCUCUUCAGGGCAAAAAAUACCGUAGAGACUCAUCCAAUCCCUGAGUUACUGACAGAAGAGAAAGAAAGGAACAGAUUAAGAUUCUGGAGACAGUGAGAUGAUAGGGCAGGAAAACCAGGAAAGAAAAAUUAAGAUGGCUUUAUACUGAGAAUUAUGUUCACUGUUUUGCAACAGUCAGACACCUUCAAGACCUCACAGAAACUUUUGGCAAAAUACCCAAGGCAUGCAACAGAAAGAAUCAAUAUCUAGUACCCAUUGUUUGGGACAAUCCCUGAGGAGAAUGAACUGUUUUGUCAUGCUGGGUAGCCCAGCUAGCUCAGUUGGUAGAGCAUGGCACUCUUAAUCCCAGGCUCAUCUGUUUUGUGGUGCUGAGGAUUGGAACUCACUAUGUGCAUGCUAAACAAGUGCUUUACUGUUGAACCACAUCUCCAACCUUUGAGAGUUAUUUAUUUUUAUUUUUGAGACAGUAGCAUAGUCUGAUCUUGAACUCACUGUGUGGCCCAGGCUGUCCUCAAACUCCCAACAAUCCUCUUGCCUCAGUCUCCCAAGUGCUGGAAUUACAGGCAUGUACCACCAUACCUGGCGCUUGGGGAGAUACUCUGAGGAUAAGGCUAACUUUGGAACGUGUCUGUUCCCUGGGAUCCUUAUAUCUGAUCUUGUUUCCCCAGGUAUUUUCCAAACUUUCUGGGCCUGCCUUUGGGCAAAACCUCAUAGAACAAACCAGUCCAUUUUAGUCCAGUCUGAAAUGAAGAAAGAAAGUGGUUAGUAGGAAAAGCAUCUUAUCUUUCUAGAGCAUGUCAAGCCUCUUAACGUGCCAGGCUGGACAUAGCACUUAGCGAUACUAGAAAAGAUACAUGCACUAACAUUUAAAAGAUGUUUAAAAGCCUUAAAUUAUGACCCCAAGGUGGUGAUCAGUCAGGAAUGAGGCUUAGGAACCUAUUUUGUUGCAUUCUAAUAUGGUAAAAGGUAACCUAAAACCAUUCUAACAAUUUUGUGUACAGUUCUAUGGUAUUAAUUACAUUCAUAAUGAGAAUUCUGUUUUUAACAGUUACCUCAAGAUUCUGACAUAAGUAGAAAUAGGUAACACUUUGAAUCCUUGGGGGUUUUUUGGUUCUAUCUAGGCUUCUACAUAUUUUUCCUGGGGUGAGUUCUUCCACUCUAAUGUCUUUAAUACUUACAUACUAACACUCCUAAAUAUAUUGGUAGCCUUGGUCCAUAAUUCCAGACUAAUAUUUUUCCUGCCUUAUAAUCCUCCUAAAUAGUUCUUAUGCGUCUCAAAUUCAACAUAUCCCAAAAGCAAAUUCAUUGUCCUCUUCCCAAACUAUUACUAUCUCAGUUGGCGGCAUUCAUUAGGUUACUCAAGCUAAAAUACCUGUGUUAGCCAGGUGUGGUGGCGCACACCUGUAAUCCCAGCACUUGGAAAGCCAAGGCAGGGGAUUGCUGUGAGUUCGAGGCCAGCCUGAACUGCAUAGCGAAACCUUAUCUCAAAACAACAAUAAUAAUAAUGAUUUUAAUCAUCAUUCCCUGUGUUGGUUCUUCCUUCAUGUUCCCCAUACUGAAAUAGUUACAAAUCUACCAAAUUCUCUCAAUAAGUUCCAUUCGUUCCAUCCAUGUAGCUGGUUUCUGUGUUAAGCCACUACUGCCAAUCUAUUCCGUACCUUGUAGCCAGUUUACUCAUGAACAGCUGAAAUAAUUUAUUUUCCUGUGCCCAAGUGAGAUUAGGCAUUUUGCAGAAUGUAGUGUUAAAAUAAGCUAUUAUCUUCUGAUACUUUGUAAGCAUGCUGCAGAUAUUUAUGUCUGUGAGGCCAAAGACUUACGAGAGAAAAAAGAAUCUCACAGAAAACAUGCAUCUUAGCCAGGUGUGGUGGCUCACUCCUGUAAUCCCAGCACUCGGGAGGCUGAGGCGGGAGGAUCGUUGCAAGUUCGAGACCAGCCUGGGCUACAAAGUGAGCUCAAGGCCAGCCUGAACUGCGUAGUGAGACCCCAUCUCAAAAAAAGACAAAAAAAAAAAAAAAGAAAAAACCCAAAACUUAUUGCUCUAACAAUUUGUGUUUUAGACUGAGGAAGUAAUAAGGAGUCGAGCUUCAUCACAACAGCAUUUGAAAGGAACCAAUGUUGAGAGGAAGAGGUAUGGAGGAGAUAAAGCCAGUUUUUAAUGGUCUCAGAGUGAUCUCUAGUGAUUACAGAGAUGAAUUUACCCAUCCUCUAAAUACCUCGCUUUAGAAACACUUUGCAGCCUUGUUUCCCUGCUGGGUUCUCCAGCCUAUUACCUUUGCCAAGGAGGGGCAAGGAAAUGUAUAUGGAUGGGGAUGUGGUAGGCUGAGUAAUGGACCCCAAGAUGUCUACGUACCCAUCUCUGGAAGCUAUGAACAAUAUCUUACAUAGCAGAAAGAAAUACAACUCUGCUAAUACCUUGAUUUUAGAUUUCUGUCUCCAGCGCUGUGAGAGAAUAAACUUGUGCUGUUUUAAACCA